Molecule: messenger RNA, 795 nt
Organism: Hirsutella rhossiliensis
Lineage: Eukaryota; Fungi; Ascomycota; Sordariomycetes; Hypocreales; Ophiocordycipitaceae
Exons: 1
Coding region: 1-795 (264 amino acids)
Source: RefSeq, a predicted model, not a curated record
AUGAUGGAUUGCACGUUUCCGCUGUUCCCGCGGUUUCCGCUUGAGAUCCGCCAGCAAAUCUGGCGCACCGCCCUCGCGCAGUACUGGUCCUUUACCAAGCUCAAGCGCGCCGGCGGUGGAGGCGUCAAGCUCGUCGGCGAGGUCCAUCGCAACGUCGGCCAGAGCUGCCGCGAGGCGCGCGCCGCGAUGCAGACGACGCACGCAGAGACAAGGGCCCUGGGCUGGGUCGACUUUGGCCGCCACGUCUUCUUCUUCCGCGACGCAAAAUUUGACCGCGGCCUGAUGACGGCCCUGGAGCACGACGGCGACGACGAGAUCCUGCCCCUGGUCCAGCACGUCGUCGUCAAUCCGCGCGACUGGUCUCGUCUGUGGGAGACCAUCGACGUCAUCAAGAGCCGCUGCGCCUCGCUGCGCACCCUCGUCGUCGUCGCGCCGUGGUUCGACCCGGCUGACAUGCCCGCCUCCCACAGCGCCCUCAGCUACGCGCCAUACGAGGACUGGGGCCAGGUCUAUGACAAGACACCCACCGAGAUGCAGCUGUCGCCGCUGCGGGACGCCAUCGAGCGCGGCGCCGCUGCCAACUCAGCCCGCAACGACGAGUACAGAGCCAAGCUGGACGAGGCCGCCGCCCAAGUAACAGACGACGACAACGUGGAGGCCUUCGAGCACGUCUUUGGGCGUACGCGGCUCGCGCUGCAGAAGCUGGAGCAGGCCGUGCAAGAAUUCCCCAGCACAAAGCCGAGGCUCUACCUGCGCACCAAGGAGGAGCUGAUCUCUCCGACCACGGUGCAGUGA